AUGUGCGUUACUGCGAUCGUGCAAAACUCGACGACACAAUAUACGCUCUCCGGAACAGGGAAAACGACACCUGGGUGGAUGGGGGUUGGCUUUGGAUCACACAUGGCGAACAGCCCUAUGGUCAUCUUAUGGUCAAACUCAGACGGUUUAGUCACUCUAUCGCAGCGUCAAGCCCCAGCGGAAGUUAUGCCUACCGUUGUGUCGAGUCCCCCUAGAACUGCGACGUUGUUGAUGAAUGCUAGCACAACCUCAGGGAACAGUCCUCAAUUUGUAUUCUCCAUCCCAUCUGCGAAUACAACCACCAUCCCCACAAUUUGGGCUUUUGGGCCGCAGAACCCCGGAUCUUCAUCCCCAAGUGCGCCUCUGCAAAUUCACGAAGAGACAGGCACCGCAAGCUUCGACUUGUCAAAGGACUUCACUGGAGUCGCCACAGCGUCACGGUCCUCAGCUCUUUUGCCUUUUCAACGCCUGGUUAUCGGCCAUGCUAGCAUGUUAACGAUUGGUUUCUUGUUUUUACUACCGAUCGGAGCUUUAUUGGCGAGAUACAUGAGGACCUUCACGCCGAUUUGGUUCAAGGGACAUUGGAUUGUACAGUUCGCCAUUUCUGGACCAAUAAUUGUCAUUGGUGUCGCCCUUGGAAUACAGGCCGUUAUUGAAUCCGGGGGUCAACAUCUCAACGAUGAGCACAAAAAUUGGGGAGUCGCAUUGUUUGUCCUCUAUUUCUUCCAAUGUUCGCUUGGAGCUUUCAUCCACUGGGUGAAGUUUAAAAAUAUCCUCGGUCGGCCCCCGCAGAACUACAUACAUGCUUUACUUGGUCUGUUCAUUAUAGGAGCGGCGCUAUAUCAAGUCCGUACGGGAUAUAAAACCGAGUGGCCUAAGAUCGGACGAGGUCCGCUCAUGGCGGGUGCGGAUUAUGUUUGGUACAUCUGGGUUGUGUUGCUUCCGUUGCUUUAUGCCAUUGGUCUAGCUUACCUUCCAAAACAAUUCAAUCAGGAGAAUAAGAAUAACUUAAAGCAGGAGACGUAUGGGGAGUUCUUUGAGGCGACGGCUUUCAACGAUCAUAAGAGAGGGGAGGAACGUGCGAUGGGCAGCCCAUCUUUUGAAAUGGCUGAAGAGCAUCAUGCGAUGAUGGUGGAGGAAGCAAAACCGACAGAGCUUUAUAACGACUAG
Messenger RNA from Lentinula edodes (shiitake mushroom), 1170 nucleotides. RefSeq lists its product as uncharacterized. The record is from RefSeq and is a predicted model, not a curated record. The coding region runs from base 1 to 1170 and encodes 389 amino acids. NCBI's taxonomy places the organism in Eukaryota, Fungi, Basidiomycota, Agaricomycetes, Agaricales, Omphalotaceae. The transcript is spliced from 8 exons.